CCCCUGUGCCCUCUGAAAAAGUGCUUGGGAGGGCUGGGGAAUCUUCUAGAAUAGCAUGAGAGGUAGCCUGCCUGGUGAAUCAGCGAAAUGGCUUCCCAUUCUUCUUCUUGCUGGAUUACAGUCGUUUGGGAGGAUCCAACUCAGGAUCCAGCCUAGGAUGGAUGUAAGGGGGCACAGAGAUAUUGCAAGAAAUGGUAAAGAUGUUCUGGUUUCAGAGCUGGACACUGCAGCUGGCAAAAUGCUCAAGUGCACUCCGAAGAAUGUGUGACACUAGUGCCAAUUUACCGGUAUUAACGUUGUUCACCAAGAACCCAUGCCCCUUGUGUGAUGAAGCCAAAGUAGUCCUUGAACCAUAUAAACACAAGUUUAUUUUGCAGGAAGUGGACAUAACCCUUCCAGAUCAUUCAGCUUGGUUUGACAAGUAUAAAUAUGACAUACCCGUUUUUCAUUUGAAUGGAAAAUUUCUCAUGAAACAUCGAGUGGAUAUACAAAAACUAAAGAAUCAGCUGUUGCAACUAGAGCUGCAAGAUAAUAGCUUCAGGUGAAGAAAAACUAAGCUUCUCAACAGUGGACUGAUUUACAAAUAAAACCAUAUAUUAACUGCAUGAUUUUCUUGAAAUUCAAUUUACAUGUUUAAUAAAGCCCUUUAGACUUCAGAGCAAUACACACCCUACUAUCUCUGGCUACUAAAUGACUUGACUUUUUAAUAGAUAACAAAGACUAUUUCUCACUGAAAGAUCGGCCUCCAUGUUGUUAAUAUGUUUUCAUUGAGAAUGAAGCCAAGGGAGAAUUAUGUAUCUCUAUACUGCUCCACACAAUGCACUUCUACAUCUUAUGCUCAAAGUGGAAAAGAGAAUAUAUGUAGUACAUGAAAAGGAACAUUCUUCAUGAAAGAUAUUUACUUGGGAUCUUAGAAUAUCACAACUUUUCAGAUACCUGACAUGUUAUAUAGCACUAAUAUCUAUGUAAACAUGGAAAUUUAUUAGGGAAAUCUAAGGUCUUUGGGGUUCAUACUAAUAUCUACAUUAGCUCAGAAGUAUGUUUAUAAAAAUUGAACCUACAUGAUGCCACUUCUCCCUGAAAUAAAAAAUUAAACC
Molecule: messenger RNA, 1097 nt
Organism: Rhineura floridana
Lineage: Eukaryota; Metazoa; Chordata; Lepidosauria; Squamata; Rhineuridae
Gene: C1H5orf63
Product: chromosome 1 C5orf63 homolog
Exons: 4
Coding region: 192-545 (117 amino acids)
Source: RefSeq, a predicted model, not a curated record